ACUCAACCGAGAUGGAAUCUCCCAGUCUGAACCGGUUUCAACCGGUUCCGAGUUUGAGGCACUAGGAGGAGGGGGAGAAGCGGCUGCAGCGGCCGCGGCAGGAGCAGCGGGAGCUACAGCAUCAGCAAGAGCAACAGUAGCUACAGCCCCGGCGGCGGUGCCUGUUCCAGUCUUUGCUGCUGCAGUCCGUGCAACCACCCAGAGGGGGAGGGGGGAACCACCAGUCGCUGAGGAGCAAGAGAAGGGGGGAAAGUUUAGGCGAGCCUGGGUGGGGGGGGCCCAGCACCGGAGCCGCGUGAGAGAGGGAGCCGUAUUUUGGUAGGGGGGAGUCGGACUGUAACUGGCAGCAGAGCGUCCCCCGACCGUGUGGACUCUACACCCCCUACUCCUGCCGCUCCUGCUGCCGCCUGUGGCUGGAGGGUCCCCCUGGGGCUGAAUCUUUGGGACCUGACCCGGUUCCCCUCCCCCUUCCCUCACGCCCCAGCCAGGCGGGAGCAUUUAUUCCACAUAUUAAUUCCCCUUCUUUUUUUGGGGGGGAGGGUGGGUGUGUGUGUCGGGGGGAGGUGUCCCUGAGAUAGUAAAUAUUGAGCUUUUUUUUUUUUUUUUGCCCUUAUCGCCUUCGUUUUUUUUUUAAUUUCUUUUUUUAAGGUGGGGAAACUGUGAAACCCACCUUGAUUUCCUCCCCUCUUCCCCCCCUCCCCAUCUUCCCUCGCCCUAAUCCCCCGACAAGGAAGGAAGAAGCAGUUGGUUCAAUCUCUGGUAAUCUAUGCCAGCAAUUAUGACAAUGUUAGCAGACCAUGCAGCUCGCCAGCUGCUUGAUUUCAGCCAAAAACUGGAUAUCAACCUUUUAGACAAUGUGGUGAAUUGCUUAUACCAUGGAGAAGGAGCCCAGCAAAGAAUGGCUCAAGAAGUACUGACACAUUUAAAGGAGCAUCCUGAUGCAUGGACAAGAGUCGACACAAUUUUGGAAUUUUCACAGAAUAUGAACACGAAAGUAAGCAAGUGGUGGUUUUAAAAUCCAUUAUUUCUUCUUUUCUUCCAGUCAUGAACUUUGAGGAAGGUAUCUCAUUUUUAGUAUUAGCAUUUGUUAUCUCAAAUCACUUACUAAUGUUAACUUAUUUCAAAAUUUAUUUUUAAACAUAGAAUUAAUUCUUGCAAAUAGUCCUAAGAAUUAUGAAUGAAGUUUUAUAAUUGGGACUAGUAUGCAAGGUGGCUUUUUUUGUUGUUGUUUUUUUAAAUUUGGGGCUUGCUUUUUUUUUUUUUUUUUUUUUUUGGCUUUUUUUUUUUUUUUAAAGAAUAUGUGUACAGAUCUAAGCAUAAAUUCUGAAUGUUACUCAGAGAUGAAACAACAUCAGAGGCAUUAUUUUGGGCAAGUAAUCAAUAUAAUACAGGUUAGGUAUCUCCAAAACCAAGAUGUGUGGGCAGCGUAAAACCCUACUCAAUGGUACCAAUGCUUUUAAUGGGACAGCACUCAGUUUUUAUUUGCAAUUGAAAAUGUUAUCAUUUGGGUCCUUUUUUCUUCUUAAGUUUGAACAGAAGGGUUGAUCAAAAUGUGUUUUGACUGUUUAGGCUUAAUGAUUCACACUUUAAACUGCCUUGAAGUAAUAAAAUACCGUGCAUGGCAUUCUGUUUAAAUUACACACAAGGUUUCCACUUGGUAUACAUUGUGUUAAAACAGAAAAUAGCCAUGUUCACCUCUGUUUCUGAAAUCAGACUGUGUUAAUUAACAGUUUUAAAAUAUUAAUUAGUUUUGACAUCUUAUAAAUUUUAGGGCAAAAAUACAGUCCGGAACUUCCUCAAAGUGCUAACCUUAAGUAACAUAACAGUGUUUGCCUGUUUGCUUGCCUGGUAAAUUUUGCUUUUUAUACUGACAGACAUUACUAAUGUUUAAGUUGAUUUAUCAACAGUAUUUUUAAAAACUCAAAUUUGUCUUGUGAAAAAUGAGAUGAUUAGAGGAACAGAAAGAAAGCAACAGGUAAAGAAUUCUUCAAUUUACAUAAAUUACAAAUGAUUUGGUGCUAAAUUUAUGCACUAUGACAUUUGGCUUUUAUGCAAUCAUUUUUUUUUUCUUUAAAGAUGUUAACACUACCUGAUAUUAAUCAUAAUGUUCCAUUAUGUUGAUUGCUUGUAAUAGGAAGAAAAGGGGUGUCUUCCUGUGCAACUGACACAGCUAGGCUUUGACGGCAGGCCUCCACAAGUAUUAUGGACUACAAAUUUUGGAAAAUGUGAUAAAAACAAGGUGGAAGAUUCUUCCGAGGAACCAAUGCGAAGGAAUAAAAAAAUAUGUUGUUGGCCUCAUUAUCAAGACGUCAUCUGACCCAACUUGUGUAGAGAAGGAAAAGGUAUAUAUCGGGAAAUUAAAUAUGAUUCUUGUUCAGAUAUUGAAACAAGAAUGGCCAAAACACUGGCCAACUUUUAUCAGUGACAUUGUUGGAGCAAGUAGGACCAGUGAAAGUCUCUGUCAGAAUAAUAUGGUGAUUCUGAAACUCUUGAGUGAAGAAGUAUUUGAUUUCUCUAGUGGACAGAUAACCCAAGUGAAAGCUAAGCAUUUAAAAGACAGCAUGUGCAAUGAAUUCUCACAAAUUUUUCAGCUGUGUCAGUUUGUGAUGGAAAAUUCCCAAAAUGCUCCACUUGUACAUGCAACUUUGGAAACAUUGCUCAGAUUUCUUAACUGGAUUCCACUUGGAUAUAUUUUUGAGACCAAGUUAAUCAGCACAUUAAUUUAUAAGUUCCUGAAUGUUCCAAUGUUUCGAAAUGUCUCUCUGAAGUGCCUCACGGAGAUUGCUGGUGUGAGCGUAAGCCAGUAUGAGGAACAGUUUGUAACACUAUUUACACUGACAAUGAUGCAGCUAAAACAGAUGCUUCCUUUAAAUACCAAUAUUCGGCUUGCAUACUCAAAUGGAAAGGAUGAUGAACAGAACUUUAUUCAAAAUCUCAGUUUGUUUCUCUGUACCUUUCUUAAAGAACACGGUCAACUUAUAGAAAAAAGAUUAAAUCUCAGGGAAACACUCAUGGAGGCCCUUCAUUAUAUGUUAUUGGUGUCUGAAGUAGAGGAAACUGAAAUCUUUAAGAUUUGUCUUGAGUACUGGAAUCAUCUGGCAGCUGAACUCUAUAGAGAGAGCCCAUUCUCAACAUCUGCCUCUCCAUUGCUAUCUGGAAGUCAACAUUUUGAUGUUCCUCCCAGAAGACAACUGUAUUUGCCUGUAUUAUCCAAGGUCCGUUUAUUGAUGGUUAGUCGAAUGGCUAAGCCAGAGGAAGUAUUGGUUGUAGAAAAUGAUCAGGGAGAAGUUGUAAGAGAAUUCAUGAAGGAUACAGAUUCCAUAAAUUUAUAUAAGAAUAUGAGAGAAACAUUAGUUUAUCUUACUCAUCUGGAUUAUGCAGAUACAGAAAGAAUAAUGACUGAGAAGCUUCACAAUCAAGUGAAUGGUACAGAGUGGUCAUGGAAAAAUUUGAAUACAUUGUGUUGGGCAAUAGGCUCCAUUAGUGGAGCAAUGCAUGAAGAGGAUGAAAAACGAUUUCUUGUCACUGUUAUAAAGGAUCUAUUAGGAUUAUGUGAACAGAAAAGAGGCAAAGAUAAUAAAGCUAUUAUUGCAUCAAAUAUCAUGUAUAUAGUAGGUCAAUAUCCACGAUUUUUAAGAGCUCACUGGAAAUUUUUGAAGACAGUAGUUAACAAGCUUUUUGAAUUCAUGCAUGAGACCCAUGAUGGAGUCCAGGACAUGGCUUGUGAUACUUUCAUUAAAAUAGCUCAGAAAUGCCGCAGGCAUUUUGUUCAGGUUCAGGUUGGAGAAGUAAUGCCAUUUAUUGAUGAGAUUUUGAACAACAUUAACACUAUAAUUUGUGAUCUUCAGCCGCAACAGGUCCAUACAUUUUAUGAAGCUGUGGGGUACAUGAUUGGUGCACAGACAGACCAAACAGUACAAGAACAUUUGAUAGAAAAAUACAUGCUACUUCCUAAUCAAGUUUGGGAUAGCAUAAUCCAGCAAGCAACCAAAAAUGUGGACAUACUUAAAGAUCCUGAAACAGUCAAGCAACUUGGUAGCAUAUUGAAAACAAAUGUGAGAGCCUGCAAAGCGGUUGGACACCCCUUUGUGAUUCAGCUUGGGAGAAUUUAUUUAGAUAUGCUUAAUGUAUACAAGUGCCUCAGUGAAAAUAUUUCUGCAGCUAUCCAGGCUAAUGGUGAGAUGGUUACAAAGCAACCAUUGAUUAGAAGUAUGCGAACAGUAAAAAGGGAAACUUUAAAGUUAAUAUCUGGUUGGGUGAGCCGGUCCAAUGAUCCACAGAUGGUAGCUGAAAAUUUUGUUCCUCCUCUGUUGGAUGCCGUUCUCAUUGAUUAUCAGAGAAAUGUCCCAGCUGCUAGAGAACCAGAAGUGCUCAGUACUAUGGCUAUUAUUGUCAACAAGUUAGGAGGACAUAUAACAGCUGAAAUACCUCAAAUAUUUGAUGCUGUUUUUGAAUGCACAUUGAAUAUGAUAAAUAAGGACUUUGAAGAAUAUCCUGAACACAGAACGAACUUUUUCUUGCUGCUUCAGGCUGUCAAUUCUCAUUGUUUCCCAGCAUUCCUGGCUAUUCCACCUGCACAAUUUAAACUUGUUUUGGAUUCCAUUAUAUGGGCUUUCAAACAUACUAUGAGGAAUGUAGCAGAUACAGGCUUACAGAUCCUUUUUACACUCUUACAAAAUGUUGCACAAGAAGAAGCUGCAGCUCAGAGUUUCUAUCAGACUUACUUUUGUGAUAUUCUUCAGCACAUCUUUUCUGUUGUCACAGACACCUCACAUACUGCUGGUCUGACAAUGCAUGCAUCUAUCCUUGCAUAUAUGUUUAAUUUGGUCGAAGAAGGAAAAAUUAGUACACCAUUAAAUCCUGGAAAUCCAGUAAACAACCAAAUGUUUAUUCAGGAAUACGUGGCUAAUCUUCUUAAAUCUGCAUUCCCUCAUCUACAAGAUGCUCAAGUAAAGCUCUUCGUGACUGGACUUUUCAGCUUAAAUCAGGAUAUUCCGGCAUUCAAGGAACAUCUGAGGGAUUUUCUGGUACAAAUAAAAGAGUUUGCAGGUGAAGAUACAUCUGAUCUCUUUUUGGAAGAAAGAGAAACAGCCCUUCGACAGGCUCAGGAAGAGAAACAUAAACUUCAAAUGUCUGUCCCUGGCAUCCUUAAUCCACAUGAAAUUCCAGAAGAAAUGUGUGAUUAAAAUCGGAAGUCAUGCUGGGUUUUUCUUGGGUUGUUUUUUUUUUUUUUUUCUUUAUUUCUUUUUUUCUUUUCUUCUGCAACUCUUGUUAGCAGAUGAAAACAGCAUCUGGAUAUUUGUCGACCAAAAUGAUGCCAAUUUGUAAAUUAAAAUGUCACCUAGUGGCCCUUUUUCUUAUGUGUUUUUUUGUAUAAGAAAUUUUCUGUGAAAUAUCCUUCCAUUGUUUAAGCUUUUGUUUUGGUCAUCUUUAUUUAGUUUGCAUGAAGUUGAAAAUUAAGGCAUUUUUUAAAAUUUUACUUCAUGCCCAUUUUGUGGCUGGGAUGGGGGGAGGAGGCAAAUUCAAUUUGAACAUAUACUUGUAAAUUCUAAUGCAAAAUUAUACAAUUUUUCCUGUAAACAAUACCCAUUUUUAAUUAGGGAGCAUUUUCUUUCUAGCCUGUAUUUCAGUCUAGAAGAAAAGAUAAUGAGUAAAACAAAUUGCGUUGUUAAAAGGAUUAUAGUGCUGCAUUGUCUGGAGUUAGCACCUCUUGGACUGAAUCGUUUGUCUAGACUACAUGUAUUACAAGUCUGUAUGGCAAGUUUGCAGCAAGAUCAUGUGCAUAUCAUCCCAUUGUAAAGCAACUUCAAAAAAUAUGGGAACACAGUUAGUUAUUUUUACACAGUUCUUUUUGUUUUUGUGUGUGUGUGCUGUCGCUUGUCGACAACAGCUUUUUGUUUUCCUCAAUGAGGAGUGUUGCUCAUUUGUGAGCCUUCAUUAACUCGAAGUGAAAUGGUUAAAAAUAUUUAUCCUGUUAGAAUAGGCUGCAUCUUUUUAACAACUCAUUAAAAAACAAACAAAACAAAACUCUGGCUUUUGAGAUGACUUAUACUAAUUUACAUUGUUUACCAAGCUGUAGUGCUUUAAGAACACUACUUAAAAAGCAAAAUAAACUUGGUUUACAUUUA
Messenger RNA from Sus scrofa (pig), 6128 nucleotides. NCBI's taxonomy places the organism in Eukaryota, Metazoa, Chordata, Mammalia, Artiodactyla, Suidae. The record is from RefSeq and is a predicted model, not a curated record.